AUGAUUUGGGGUGCCAUGUCAUCUGCUGGUGUUGGUCCACUGUGUUUUAUCAAGUCCAAAGUCAACACAGCCAUCUACCAGGAGAUUUUAGAGUACGUCAUGCUUCUGUCUGCUGACAAGCUUUAUGGAGAUGCUGAUUUCCUUUUCCAGCAGAACGUAGCACCUGCCCACAGUGCCAUAACUACUACUAACUGGUUUGCUGACCAUGAUAUUACUGUGCUUGAUUGGCCAGCCAGCUCGCCUGACCUGAGCCCCUUAGAGAAUCUAUGGGGUAUUGUCAAGAGGAAGAUGAGAAACACCCGACCCAACAAUACAGACGAGCUGAAGGCUGCUAUCAAAACAACCUGGGCUUCAAUAACGCCUCAGCAGUGCCACAGGCUGAUCGCCUCCAUGCCACGCCGCACUGAUGCAGUAAUUCGUGCUAAAGGAGCCCUGACCAACAAGGGCAUUUCAGAGAGGCGGGGCUCCGGCUUGCAAGUAGUUUCUCCGGCCGACAGUCGCACUAACAGUCCCAGAGAACGCGGACUUUUUGUAAGAAGUUUGCAGACGCUACCUCAUGUACAGGACUACGACGUUGUCCGACCUCAGAUGCUGAAAGUUCGAGCGAAGAGGAGCUUGUCUUUGGCACAGACAUAUCCUGAAGAACUUCACUAUGCAUUGACCAUAGAAGGAAAGAAUUUAACAGUUCAUCUUGAGAAAAACAAGUUUCUCAUAGGGAAGUCUUACACCGAGACAUACUACUUAGAAAACGGAACAGAAGUGACCACGUCGCCAAAUUCUGAGGACCACUGCUAUUAUCAUGGCCACGUCCAAGACGUUGGGGACUCCUCCGUCAGUGUUGCAGUGUGUUCUGGGAUAAGGGGUUUUCUGAGGGCAGAGCAGCAGGUGUACCUGAUUGAGCCUCUCACUGGGUCGGCUGAGGGUGAACAUGCGGUCUACAGACAAGAGCACUUGAGAAGGAAGAGAAGCACUUGUGCUGACUCCAAUGGAACCAUGUACGACAACGGGCCCAGAGUCUCUGGGCUGUUUGAUUUGGGCAGCUGGAAAAGCAAACCCCUGCUAUCUCGAGUGAAAAGAUUUGUGGAGAUGUUUUUGGUGGUUGACAAUGCAGAGUAUAAGAGAUACGGGAAAAAUAUGGAAAGGAUAAAGGCCAGGAUGCUGGAAGUCGCGAAUCAUGUUGAUAAGGUGUAUCGGCCUGUGAACAUACGUGUGAUGCUCGUAGGGUUAGAGGUGUGGUCUGACAGGGACAAGAUGGAUGUCAGCACCAAUCCUGAUGAAACCCUCACUAGAUUUCUCAAGUGGCGUGAGGACAACCUUGUAGCAAGGAAGAAACACGACAACGCACAGUUUGUCACUGGUGUCGAUUUUGAGGGCUCGACUGUCGGCUUGGCAACUAAAUUUGCUAUGUGUACUGGAAGCUCUGGUGCAGUGAAUGAGGACCAUAAUGUGAAUCCCAUCGGAGUGGCGUCCACCAUAGCCCACGAGAUGGGGCACAACCUGGGCAUGUCCCAUGAUACAUCUGUCUGCAGCUGCGGGGGGUCAGGCUACAGCAGGAACUGCAUCAUGGCCGACAGUGUCGGAUAUAUCUACCCAGAAGAUUUCAGCAGCUGUAGCAAAGCUCAACUGAGCUCCUUCCUGGAGAAGGCCAACCCCAGCUGCUUGCUGGACAAGCCCAGUGCAGACAGGAUUUACGGGGGUCCCGUGUGCGGGAACGCCUUCGUGGAGCCCGGAGAAGAGUGCGACUGUGGGACUGUGGAGGAAUGCCAGAACCCGUGCUGUAACGCUAGCACCUGCAGGCUCACUGAGGGAUCGCAGUGCGCUGAGGGAGAGUGCUGCCAGAACUGCCAGCUGAAACCAGCGGGAAGCCUGUGCCGGGACAGCGUGGGUGACUGCGACCUCCCCGAGCUCUGCACGGGACAGUCAGCGGAGUGCCCCAAAGACGCCUUCCAGAUGAACGGGUUCCCGUGCAACGGGGACCAGGGUUACUGCUACAACGGGCGCUGCCCCACACACCAGCAACACUGCACGCGGCUCUGGGGACCAGGUGCACGAGUCGCAAUGGAUGCAUGCUUUUAUCAGAACACUUACGGCACAAAGGAUGCCCACUGCAGAAAGAUCAGAUACAGCUACCAGAAAUGUGCACCAGAGGAUGUGAAAUGUGGCAAGAUAUUCUGCACUGGAGGGAAUGAGUUUCCCAUCACUGGACAGAAAGCCAUCUUAACCCUGUUUCGGGCACAGUGCAACAUCGCUUUGGAUAUGUCUGAUUCAGACGACCUGGGUAUGGUACCAACAGGAACCAAGUGCGGAGACAACAAGGUGUGCUACAACAACCGUUGCCAGGACAUCAAAGUUUACGGCACAGAUGAAUGCUCUGCAAAAUGCAACAACCGUGGGGUUUGUAACCAUGAGAAGGAGUGUCACUGCGAACCAGGCUGGGCGCCACCCUACUGCGACAUCAGACUGUCGGACCUACCACCAGAGGGUAACGCUGUGAUCAUUGGAGCGUCUGCUGCAGUGGCCGUACUUGUCCUGCUCAUGCUCAUCUUUGGUGCCUUGCUGUGCACCAGGAAACCGAAGAAACAACAGUACCCAAGUAAACCGAAGGUGAGUGCCUCCCCUGGCCUGUCCAACCCGCUGUUCCAGGAUGGGGGUGUGAAGGGCACGCCCCGCUCUAGGACACCCCUGAUCAGCGAGCCCACCUUCGUGGAGUCAACCGCCACCCAGGCCUGCACCCCACUGCACGUCACAGUCCUGCCCAGCCGGCCGCCCCCGCAGCCCCCCAUGAAAAUAACAGAGAAACCUCCUGCAGGUUCAGAACAGGUUGUAAAGCCCAACAUUCCACCACCUGUUGCUCCAAAUAAACCAGCAUAUUUACAGGCGAAACCACAACCUCCAACAAAGCCUCUGCCUCCACUGGAUGUCAAACAGGGCAACAAGCCAAAGCUGCCUCCCCCAGUACCCCCUGCAAAGCCAACAGGAACACAAGCACCCUGGAAACUACCUCAGGUCUCCGGGGGACAAAAGGUCGCCCUGAGGCCCCCCACAAAGCCCAGAUGACGGCAAAAAAAGGGACUCAGCUCUGACUCACCGAAACCACCGAGGAGGUCCGGCGACCAACACUGAAGCCUGUUCUGAGACACUGGCUUUGAAGAUGAUGCAAGCACCGUUAAUUUGCAUCUGCUGUGUGUGUGUAUGCGUGCACCUUUAAGGAGUAGAAACUGCAGAGUGGUAUGGCAAGGGGAUAACAAACUGCCAUCAGAAGGCAAAGAGAACUGUAUGUCUGCACAGAU
Molecule: messenger RNA, 3290 nt
Organism: Megalops cyprinoides (Indo-Pacific tarpon)
Lineage: Eukaryota; Metazoa; Chordata; Actinopteri; Elopiformes; Megalopidae
Gene: adam8a
Product: ADAM metallopeptidase domain 8a
Exons: 26
Coding region: 1-3057 (1018 amino acids)
Biological process (GO): positive regulation of membrane protein ectodomain proteolysis; positive regulation of cellular extravasation; proteolysis
Molecular function (GO): metalloendopeptidase activity; nucleic acid binding; cell adhesion molecule binding
Source: RefSeq, a predicted model, not a curated record